Molecule: messenger RNA, 1177 nt
Organism: Triticum aestivum (bread wheat)
Lineage: Eukaryota; Viridiplantae; Streptophyta; Magnoliopsida; Poales; Poaceae
Product: receptor-like protein 6
Exons: 1
Coding region: 13-825 (270 amino acids)
Molecular function (GO): protein binding
Source: RefSeq, a predicted model, not a curated record
AGCAGUAGAAAGAUGAGCUCCAGGCACCCACAGCUUCACCUCAUCCUGCUACUGCUUGCAUACUACUGCUCCACCCACACCGCUGCCAGUGGUGGCAAUGGAACCACAAUCCAGUGCCUCCCUGAUCAGGCUUCAUCUCUACUCCAGAUGAAGCGCUCCUUCUUCCACAACCCCAACCUCUCGUCAUGGCAGCAUGGCACAGACUGUUGCCACUGGGAGGGUGUUGGCUGCGACAGGGCCUCUGGUCAGGUGAUCACUUUGGACCUCAGUGAUCGUAACCUGCGGAGCACCAGUGGUCUCAGCCCAGCACUAUUCAACCUCACCUCCCUCACAAAUCUCAGCCUCUCUGGUAACGACUUUGGCCUGACCAGCCUUCCUAGUUUUGGGUUUGAGCGGCUGAUCGAGCUCGUCAGUCUCAAUUUGUCUGAUGCGUGUUUUGCUGGUCAGAUAGCCAUUGGAAUUUCCCACCUCAAGAAUUUGCGUUCGCUUGAUCUUUCCUAUAAUACUGAUUUGUAUCUUCAAGACCCAAGUUUCCAAACCCUCGUAGCAAACCUGAGCAAUCUGAGAGAGCUUUAUCUUGAUAGAGUGAGCAUCUUAAGUGGCGAAGCAAAUUGGUCCGUUGCUUUAGCAGACUCUGUUCCGCUACUACAGAAUAUUAGUUUGUCUACGUGUGAACUAAGUAGUCCGAUCCACCAUUCAUUCUCCCAACUCCGUUUUCUAACAACGAUCAACCUCGCAGAUAAUGAAAUUUCUGGUCAGGUUCCUGGGUUCUUUGCAAAAUUCUCUUUCUUACCGAAAAAGGGUUUCCCCCCGCUUUAUAAAUAAAGCACCAACACUUACAUCCAAGUAACCGAUACAAACGCACGCCACACAACCCAAGGCAAGAAACAAGAAUGCCGGGCACCGACACACAACUUCAACGACUACCACAAGAUGAGAGAUCAUCCGGGAAGAAGUGCAACGGACCACGCCGGACCGAGGGUUCCAAGACGAUGCCUCCAAGAAGGGCACGACCACGGACCGUCGCCAUCGUCCGAUCCAAAGAUCAGGUUUUCACCCGGAACACGACGGGAGGAGUGAGAGCACCACGACGGAGCCUACAGGGAGGAACACGACAUCCGCGGACGCCGCCACCGUCGACCCGUGUACGGACAGGUAAGUGAUGAACCCCGGUGCU